UAUGAUAUUAGCGGAUGAAGUUCUUCUUUGGAAAGUUAGAGAGAGAAUUUGCUAGUUCCUGAAGACAUCAAGAGGCAGGGAGACACUGAGAGAGAAGGAAAGAAGGAGAAAGCAACAGUACCUCUCCUCAUGGAUACUUUUAAAAGACGAGGGAACAAUUACAUUGUUUCAUGUGAGACUUUACUCCAGACGUGUAAACAUGAGGCUAAGAAGCUCCUGGAGACUACAGCUGCUAGUAAGAAGAUCCAUUGGUCCCAUCCCAACUUCAUUAGCUUUUGCUUGUCUGUUGAUGAUGUGCUCAGUUUUGGUGUUCGAAGACGUUAUGUCACUUCUUCUCGUCAGCCUCUCACAACUUCUGGGCGUGUCCUUCAAGAGCUGAGUAAAGUGUUUCCAGUUGCUAGAAGCAUUUAUCAAAUGUGCUACCUACCAAACACCGGGAAGAGGGUUAAGCCUGAGUAUGCUGGUAUCCAUGGUGACCUCUCCUCAGAGAGGAGGAUCCUGUGGAUAAGAGUCUCGCUAGUUGAAAGGACAAUGAAGGCUAUCAUUGACCAGCUUCUUAAGAGCCCAGAACUGUACUACAGUAAGAAGUCAGUCAUGGUACAUUCCGUCUAUUCUGAGCUAUUUGCUUUCCUAAUGGAGGGACCAUGUUCUCUUUCGUUUUCUAAAAUGAAGUCCAUUGAUUCUUCAAUACUCAACCCCGGACCCACCGAACUGGUAUCACGCCAUAGCAGAGUGUUUUCAUCCGGGGUUGGUGAAGGAGAAGGCGUGGCAGUGGGUUGGGCUGAUAAUUCUGGUGAUUCCUCCGAAAUGUGGGAACACGUCCAGUCCCUGUAUCAAAGCUCUUUCAACUCGUGUAUCUACGGGAAGAACAACAUACUGAUGUAUCCACCUGGUAUCAACGUACCACUGCAAGGGUAUCUCACACUGGCUGAAGUUGGAGACACUUUUUAUAUAAAGUGGCUGCCAAAUACACUCAUUAAUGGAUCUGGUAUAAAAUGGAGUCACGUGCUGUCAGUAAAUGUUACGCAGGAUAUUGCUCACAUUCAUUGUCACCACAAGAAGGUGGAGCAGGGGGUGGAGCAAGGGGCGGGGUCUGAGGAUGACCAGCAGCAGGUCUUGUAUUCAGAGCUGAUUAUGAUUGGGUAUAACGGAAUAGCGUAUCCAUCACUGAUGUUCCCACAGUCCUCGUCAAUGUUGAGGUUUUUAGAAUCACUAGAAAACGCUCUUCAUCCUAGGGGCUGUCUGGAACCACCCCUCUGGUUUCUACGGCAACAGCACCAGAGGAACAGACCAAACUCUUUAUCGUCAACCAUAAAGAAGAUUGCUGUAUAUGGUUCUACUGAAGAUCCUCUUGAAGCCACACCCACUGAUUGGGAGUUGCCGCCAGUUUGGAGUCAAGUGUUUCGAGUUAGAGUAGCAAAACCACACCCACCACAGCAACUGGAGUGGACAGAAAAUGAAGUUGAAAUGACGUCAGUUCCUCUUUCCCCUUCUCCUGUAUCCCCCCAGACCACGGCCAGUACUGGGAGUACCUCCCCUCUACUAAUGGAAGAUCCUUUCUCUUGGAAUGAUACUAAACCACACCCACUUAAGAAGAGUAACUCGAGGAGAUAUUUAAUGGAAAAGUUUCAAUCAAAAGUGUCGAGUCAGCUAUUGGCAAGAUACUUCUACAGCUGGUUGUCUUAUUGUCGUCACAUAUCUCGUGUUAAGAAAUCCUUAUCACACUUACUCUUACCCUCCCCCUCUCUCCCUCUCUCUCCCUCUUCCCCUCUCUCCCCCGCCUCUCCUCUUGAGAUACACCUGGAGCUAGAGCCACAGAAACUGGACAAGAGCUUGUGGGAAGAGUUUCUAUCAAAUCGAACUUCUGAUAUGUGGAAUAAAAUACAAAAAGCAAUUUACAACGGAGGAGUGGACCACCCUUUAAGAAAAGAAGUGUGGCCAUAUUUAUUAGGCGUGCAUUCUCCACUGGGCGACCAAUCAGAUCAAAGCCACACCUCUUACGCCAACAUCCUCACCAAAUGGAAGCGACUAGAAGAACAACAUUACAUUAACAAUGACCCAACCUCAACCAGCCUCAAUAUAAGACGAGGGUACACUCCCACUAGCACUAUAACUACACCCACUAGUAUCAAAACCACACCCACUCAUAUUGAGGCCACACCCAGAGCCACGCCUCCUAAAAUCCCUGAUAUGAUUAUACUAGAAGAGGAGGAGGAUUAUUCACAUAAUGAAGACGUGGUAUCUUCUUCAGAAGAGGAGGAGGGGGAGGAGCUUGAUUCCGGCUGUGAUGAUUUGAUUGAUGAUAUUCCAAGAACCAGUGGCAGCAGUGAUGGAGGGGAGAGGAGGCCACGCCUACUUGAAUCACAUGAACGAGAUCAGUCAGAGGAGAUCAUGGAUCUGAGAUCAGAGGGGGAGGAGCUUAGUAAGAGGGAGGGUGACUUCAUCAAUGAGUUAUUUAAAAUUGAUAAGGACGUACCAAGAUGUGAUAGGGACUAUUCAUUUUUCCGCAUUCCACAGAACUUGACGAAAUUAAGAAACAUAAUAACAAGUUAUAUAUGGGAGAAUAUGUCUAAUGGUUAUUCUCAAGGGAUGUGUGAUCUAUUAGCUCCACUGCUGGUGAUACUGGAAGAUGAGGAGAUUACCUUCCAUUGCUAUUGUUCCCUGAUGGAGAGGAUGGAGUCAUGCUUCCCUCCCAAGCCAGGGGUGACUCAACGGAUGAGCAACUUACAGUCGUUAUUACAAGUACUUGAAAGUGAUUUUUACGACUAUUUAAAUGAGAUGCCAAUGGGCGACGCCUUGUUUUAUACUUACAGAUGGUUUUUAGUCAAUUUUAAAAGAGAAUUCACUUAUAAUGAUAUAUUUUUAUUGUGGGAGACGUCUUGGGUUGCCAGGCAACUGACGACUGAUAAUUUUGAGGAGUUCAUUGCCCUCGGACUCCUUCAAGAAUUCAAAGCACCUAUAAUGGACGCCCAACUUGAUCCAAGCGAAAUACUCAAUUUGUUCACAGAUUUGGCUGACAGUAAAAAUUUAAAUGCGAGGAAGAUAAUCUCAACGGCUAAACACACCAUCGAAACACUACAGAAUGCAUUAUAAUACAUCAUAUCAUAUCAUGUGUGUAUCAUUAACAGUGUCAUAUCAAGUCAGUUCAUUCAUUUUAUUUCAUCAUUAAUUCAUCAAUUCAUUUUGUUUAUUAUUAUCAUUAUCAUUAUUAUUAUUUGAUAUAAAUGUUAAGAAUGGUUCUGUGUCCCAGUAUAUACAUACAUACAUAUAUAAAUCACAAAACCAUAUUUUAAAUCACA
This is a messenger RNA of Amphimedon queenslandica, 3299 nucleotides long. Its product is annotated as small G protein signaling modulator 1-like. The record is from RefSeq and is a predicted model, not a curated record. Gene Ontology annotation, molecular function: GTPase activator activity. Bases 130 to 3093 code for a protein of 987 amino acids. The transcript has 24 exons. Gene Ontology annotation, biological process: activation of GTPase activity. NCBI's taxonomy places the organism in Eukaryota, Metazoa, Porifera, Demospongiae, Haplosclerida, Niphatidae.